AGUUGUGUUUCGGCGCGCGGCGCGAAGACUUGCGGGCGUUAUCGUUGGUUGUUCCGUACGCGAUCGUCGAGAAACAUGUGACAAUGUGUCAUCGCGUGUGAGUUUUGUCAGGUCGUUUUAUGUCCAGUGUUUUUUUUUCAACUCCUUACACAAGUGUUUUAUAUCCUAGCACAAGUGCGGCCAGACAAUUGUUUUGAGUGUUCUGCCGAGACCGGUGUGAAAAGUAAACAACGUGAAAAUAGCCAAACAUUCUCUGUAUCUUAGGAAAUUUUAUAAUUAAUAUAGAGUUUUUUUCCUUCACACAAAUUGUGUGGCUGUUAUCUUCGAUUUCAAAACGAGUUAACUGAUGCAAAUUGUGUGCUCCUUUUUCCGUGCCCUGAAAAAGUGAAUUUCUUCAACCAACUAAUUAAGGAGGAUUGGGAUCUUACCAGUUACCGCGUAACAGAGGAAAUUUCACUUCAAGGGCUGGCGCCGCCCUAUGCCCGGCGGGGAUGGAGCCGGCGCGGGAGGAGGCGGUCGUCGAACAACCCCGCGCCCCGGAGCGCACCAGGGAGCUCUUCGGCGUGCAGCUCGAGGUGACGAGCUUGCUGCUGGAGGCGGAGCGCCGCAAGCUGAGCGUGCUGCAGAGGGAGCUGCAGGUGGCGCUGGCCGAGGGCGGCUCCAUCAAGGCCAAGGAGCACCAGAAGCAGGAGCUCAUCGUCGCCAUCUCGCGGAUUCAAGCGCAGCACGAUCACUUGGAAAAGGAGUACCGCCAGUACGCGAUUGGUGUGCUCCGGAACUCCAACACACGAGGUUCUGGCAAGAGCAACCGAAGCCAGCCGGCCAUCGGCUUGAAGCAGACGCCUAAAGCCAGGGUGAGUGAGCAAGUAUCUACAUGUUCUCUACUCGCUCCGAGUACACGUUUCUGGCAUGUCAACAGGGCAUGGUGAUUGUUCCAGCUUUAUGUAUAAAGAAGUAAUUCAACAUUUUUUGCAGGAUGAUUAAAUUUUAUGCAGUUUUUUUUUUUCAAAUGCUAGCUUUCGGGACAAUUUUGCAUUGGAGCUUCUUUGUGAGAUACGCCUCAGGGAACAUCAAUGGAAACAAAGAUAGGUAUUUAAGUACGGUGGUUGGACCCACUUAAAAAUGUGUAUUAAAAAAUAAAACUAAACAGAAACCGUGACACGUAAAUUAAAAUUUGACUGACAUAUACCAAUGAACAUAAUGAAAUCCCACAGGUUACCUCAGAGGUACAAUGUCAAAAAAUCAACAGUUUUUUCUACUUAUCUACUUUUUUUUAGAUUGCUAUCAAAAUCUGCAAAAAAUUAUUGAAUACUGUAAAAUUAACAUUGCGCUAGCGUUUAUAACGCGCUGACUUCCACGAAAUAUUUCCUCCCGUUUAUUUUGCUUAUGCAUAAAAAAUUACGAAAAAUAAA
This is a messenger RNA of Bacillus rossius redtenbacheri, 1412 nucleotides long. RefSeq lists its product as uncharacterized. The transcript is spliced from 5 exons. NCBI's taxonomy places the organism in Eukaryota, Metazoa, Arthropoda, Insecta, Phasmatodea, Bacillidae. Bases 492 to 929 code for a protein of 145 amino acids. The record is from RefSeq and is a predicted model, not a curated record.